This is a messenger RNA of Micromonas pusilla CCMP1545, 598 nucleotides long. RefSeq names its product selenoprotein W (gene SELW). Lineage: Eukaryota; Viridiplantae; Chlorophyta; Mamiellophyceae; Mamiellales; Mamiellaceae. Gene Ontology annotation, biological process: response to selenium ion. The record is from RefSeq and is a predicted model, not a curated record. The transcript is spliced from 2 exons.
GCGCACGACGCUCGCCCGACGCCUCGCCCGCGCGCUACACAGCACCCGCAUCAACCUGAACACCAUGGUGAAGGUUCACAUCACGUACUGCGGAGGCUGAGGCUACGCCCCGAAGUAUAAGCAGGUGGAGAAUGCUAUCAAGGCGAAGUUCCCGAGCGUCGAAUCCUCGGGCGAACCCACGCCGACGUCCAGCGGCGCGUUCGAGGUCGUCCUCGACGGCACCGACCUCGUGCACUCGAAGCUCAACGGCGACGGCCACGUCGACUCGAUGGAAAAGCUCGAGAAGAUCCUCGCCGCCAUCGAGGCGAAGGGCGCGGGGGCCGCGUGAGCGAGUGAACACUCGCGAGAGCGCAGUUAAAUGGAGAGAGAGAGUGUGAGAGGAGUGACGCGAUAUCGCCUCGCGUCGACCGCGCGCAUCGCUCGCGAAUGACGCGCGCCGCGCAAAGGGUACCUUCCCUGGCGGCGACGCUGAGAUGUGGUCUCGUUCGAGCGUUUCUCCAACGCGCGAACGGCCACGAGCGAUCGCGCGACCGCGCGAGGACGACGUCACGUCACUCUCGACACUUUGUAUUAAUGACACGAAUCAAAGUUCUGGUUG